UCCUUUGUCGCCGGCGGCUUCCCCCCCGAAAAAAACAAGCAAUGGCAUCACAACUUCUCUACCUUAUCCUAGCUCUUCCCACCAUUGUUCUCCUCCUCUUCCUUCGCCAUAAGCAAAAGCAAACCUCAAGUUCUCGUCUCCCACCUGGCCCUCCAGGUCUCCCCCUGAUUGGCAACCUGUUCGAUAUCGAUUUCUCUGCUCUACAUCGCUCGUUGUGGCAGCUCUCUCAGGAAUACGGCACCUUGAUGUCAUUGAAACUAGGUUGCACUCAAGUUCUCGUGGUUUCCUCAGCCAAAAUGGCAGAGGAAGUCAUGAAAACUCAGGACCUUGUGUUUUGUAGCAGACCGAUUCUUACCGGCCCGAACCAUCUCUCCUACGACCGUAGGGACGUAUCAUUUUCCCCCUACGGUGCUUACUGGAGGGAGAUCAGGAAAAUUUGCGGCGUCCACCUCUUCAGUUCGACUAGGGUUCAGAGCUUCUCACCAAUCAGAGAAGGCGAGGUUUCUCAAAUGAUUGAGAGGAUAUCAAGAUCCUCGCAUGAUUCCAACCCUUUCAACUUGUCUGAAGCCAUGUUGUCCCUGGCGAGUACAAUUAUUUGUCGGACCGCUUUCGGCAAGAGUUCGGAGGGGAAUCAUGGAGGUGAUCUGAGGCGUAAACUUGAGUUUAUGCUUAGAGAAGCAGGGGCCAUGUUUACUGGCUUUUUUUUCUCUGACCGUUUCCCAAUCUUGGGAUUUCUCGAUAGGUUUACAGGUAUGAUGGGUCGGCUCGAGAAGAACUGCAGGGAGCUGGAUGCUUUCUACCAAGAUUUCAUUGAUCAACAUCUCGACCCAAAAAGAGUAGAAUCGGAGCAUAAGGACGUUUUGGAUGUUCUUCUUGGGGUCAUGAAUGAAGAACCCGACAAAGUCCAACUCACAUUUGACCACAUCAAAGCAAUUCUCAUGGACAUAUUUAUAGCGGGAACAGACACAAGUGCAGCUACUGUUGUAUGGGCAAUGACGUACCUAAUGAAAAACCCAAUUGCAUUGAGGAAAGCUCAAGAAGAAGUACGAGAAGCUAUAGAGAAGAAAGGCUUUGUCAAAGAAGAAGAUAUUGAACGACUACCCUACCUUAGUGCUGUUGUCAAAGAAACCAUGAGACUACAACCUCCAGCUCCACUGUUGCUUCCAAGGGAAUCGAGUCAAGAUUGCGAAUUAGGCGGGUACAAAAUACCCGCGAAAACAACGGUUUAUGUUAAUGCCUGGGCAAUCGGGCGAGAUCCUGAAGCCUGGGGUGAGAAUCCAGAGGAGUUCAAGCCAGAGCGAUUCGUGGAAAAGUCCAUUGAUAUGAAAGGCUCAGAUUUCGCGCUGAUUCCAUUCGGAGCUGGGAGGAGGAGGUGUCCUGGAAUCAAUUUGGGGCUCGUGACUGUGGAGCUCUCUUUGGCUAAUUUACUUUACGCUUUCAACUGGGAAAUGCCGGUUGGAACGAAGAGUGAAGAUUUGGACAUGGAGGUUUUGCCUGGUGUUACCAUGCAUAAGAAGAAUGCUCUUUUGCUUGUGGCUAAGAAGUAUGUUUGCUAGUAAUGGUCGGGGGUGUCGAGUUUUAUACGGUUCCGUUUAUUAUGAAAUCAUUUCGAAUAGUUUUAUGUAUUAUGGGUGAUGGAUAAUAAUAUUAUUACUGAUUAAGUAUCACAGUAAUAACUGUUGGUUUUAAAUUUUAUUAUGUUUUAAA
Molecule: messenger RNA, 1707 nt
Organism: Linum tenue
Lineage: Eukaryota; Viridiplantae; Streptophyta; Magnoliopsida; Malpighiales; Linaceae
Source: the annotation of a GenBank genome assembly